This is a messenger RNA of Malaclemys terrapin pileata, 1137 nucleotides long. RefSeq lists its product as uncharacterized. Bases 1 to 1137 code for a protein of 378 amino acids. The transcript is spliced from 2 exons. The record is from RefSeq and is a predicted model, not a curated record. Lineage: Eukaryota; Metazoa; Chordata; Testudines; Emydidae.
AUGGCUUUUGUUCACUGCGGGUCUGAAGAGUGCACCAAAUCCGAACUAGACUUGUUUCAAAUAGCCCCUAUGCAGACCAGCAUCGAGAAAAGCAUCUACAUCGAGGUGCUGCCUCUAUCAGCCGUUACGGAGUCUGCCUCAAUUGACUUUUUUAUAGCAGGGAACGGCAUAGAUUAUAUGGAUUUAAACAACACGCUGCUGUACCUGUGUUGCAAGAUUGUAAAAGGAAACGGAACAGAACUUGCCGUGGAUGCCGAAGUGGGCCUGGUGAAUUACCCCGUGGCUUCUAUUUUCAGUCAGUUGGAUGUUACACUGGGAGACUGCCUCAUAAGCCAAAGCAACAACUGUUACCCUUACAGGGCCUUUAUAGAAUCGGUGCUCAAUUACAGCAACGACACCCUCACCAUGCAAUUUUCCGCCGGCCUGUUUUACAAAGACACUGCUGGACAACAUGAAGAAACAGAGUUGGAUAGAGGGAAUCUAGGGUUUGUGAGGCGUGCCAAGCUGACGGCCGAGAGCAGAAUGAAAGUACGGGUGGCCCCUGGUGUCCGUCUGGGGCAUGCGGAGGCCCUGCUUACCGCUAAUGCUAAAUAUCCCAUGGACCAUGUGGGAAUGAAAGUGUUUAGCAUCCCCACGGGCAGCAGGGUCAGUAACCAGGAGAACCUGUUCUUGGGACAGUUACCCAAAAUGCUUGUUCUAGGGUUUGUGGAUAAUGAUGCCUUUAGCGGAAGUUACGCUAAAAAUCCCUUUCAUUUUAAACAUUACGAUAUUAAUUUUGUGGCCUUGUAUGUGGAUGGUGAAGAGAUACCGACCAAGCCUCUGCAACCGGACUUCGAGGCAGGAUGCUGUGUGAGAGAAUACAUGAAUUUGGUACAGACGGCUGGUAAAUACAUGAAAGAUCGUUCUCUGUUAAUCGACCAUGAGGAGUUUGCACAGGGUUACACCUUGUUUGCCUUUGACCUGUCUCCCGAUCAGGAAUGUGCCGAUCACUAUUCCCUGAUUAAAACCGGGAACCUGAGAGCAGAAGUACGUUUUGGGAAGGCUUUAACUGUUACCAUCAAUAUGAUUGUGUACGGGGUUUUUGACAAUGUCAUAGAAAUAAAUCAGAGGAGAAACGUUCUGUUUGACUACAUGUGA